Messenger RNA from Entamoeba histolytica HM-1:IMSS, 1950 nucleotides. RefSeq lists its product as uncharacterized. The transcript has a single exon. The record is from RefSeq and is a predicted model, not a curated record. Lineage: Eukaryota; Evosea; Mastigamoebida; Endamoebidae. The coding region runs from base 1 to 1950 and encodes 649 amino acids.
AUGUCAUCAUCCAAAACAAAAGCAUCUGCUCGUUUAAUAUUACAUACGGAUGUAAUUAUUUUACCUGAUAAUUUAUGUGGAGUUAUUGAAUUUGAAGCAGUAAGAAUGUGUGUAAUUAAAAGUAUAAAAAUUACAUUAACUGGACUUGUGUCAACUAAUACAGACUCUAAAUUUAAUAUUCCAUUUCCACCGAUUGUGGGAAGGGCUUAUAGACCAAGUGUUGAUAAUUCUAUGACAAGACACGUACAACCAUUUUGGACAUAUACACAAGAUAUUGUUGGUGAUUAUCAAGUAAUGGGAAAUGUUUUUUACGAAUAUCAUCCUGGUAAACAUUUAUUUCCAUUUUGUAUUCCUCUUAAGAAUUUCCCACAUUCUGUGAAUGACCCUAGUUUAUCUCAAUCACUUUAUUAUACUGUUUCAGCAAUAAUUUCCAUUAAUUAUCCAGAACUUGUAAGAACAAAUGUUGUUCCUUAUUACAUUUUAUUCAAUAAAGAACCAAAAUAUGUCGUUGGACAACCAACAAAAAUAACAGUUCCAACUAACAGUGAUGUAGAUAUGGAAUUAAAUUUUAAAAGUACUUGUUUAAAAAUUGGUGAUGAACUUUCUUUUAGCUUUCAUAUAUUAAAUAAGUCCAAAUAUGAUCUUGAACCAUCUUUAAAACUAUUAGUUGAAUUUCAAAAUUCAAUUCCUAUAGUAUUAAAGAAAUAUAAAUUGGAAACAAUUCCUUCUAAAAAUACAUUUCUUUCUAUUUUUAAAAAGAAUAUUUCUAAUGAAGUGAAUGAAACAAUUCGUGAAGUUAUACCACCUGGGUUAUUCCCAACUUCAGAUCAUCCAAGUGCAACAGUAAAGUAUAGCGUUUUAUUAUUAGUAAAAGUUGGACCAAAACAAUAUCAAUUAAUGUCUCCUAUUAUUAUUUCACCUGAACCUCCAUCUAAUCCACAAGUUUUAUUUGAUGCCAUAAAUAAAUACCCUGUUAAUGUUAUUGAUAGAACAAAUGAUUUUAGAAUUCCAUUCCAAGGUGUUCAUCCUCCUCCUCCAUUAAAUAUUCCUUUUGCUAAUGGAAUUGAAGAAGUAAGUUUAAAAGAUAGUACUUCUGACCAUUUCUUUGUUGACCAUAUUAAUCGUACAACUAUGUUAACAUUACAAGGAGGUGAACAACAACCACCAUUCCCUUAUCCAAAUUGGAGAAGCGUUGUUCUUCCUCAAGGAUAUGUUAUGUAUUAUUAUCAAAAUGAAUGGUGUUUUAUUAAUCUCUUCAAUAACCAAAUUUCUUAUGUUGACCCUCGUCCUCCUCAACAAAGAAUACCGUUUUAUGCUACUUCAAGUGAACCAUUAGAUAUUAUUAUCAAAAUUAACUCAGCACGUGGUAUCCCAUUAAUUGAAGGAAAAGAACCAGUACUUUCAUUCCUUGUUGAUGAUUAUACAACAACAAAUGAUGCACAAGGGCAAAAACAUUAUGUUAUUAAGAGUCAAACUCCAUCUCUUGAACCACAAUUACCAAUUCAUGAAAUUACUUUAACUGGAAAUACAAAGAAUAGAAUGAAUGUUCUUAUUAAAGUAUUCCAAUCACAUACUUUUAAUGAAACUGUAUAUGGAUAUGCUAAUAUUGAAUUACAAUAUCUUCCAAUGGGAGUAGAAAUGACUGAUUGGUUCCCAUUAAUUGGAAAUGGAGUUGAGUCUCUAGGAAUAGGGGAAAUUAAUGUCAGUGUUUGUAUGAGAAAUAAAAUAAAUCCACAAGAAAUUCCAAUUUGUGUAAAUUGUGUAAGUUUAUUAACAAAAAUGUGGUAUCCAACUGGAAAGAAUAUAACUGUAAUAGAAAGAAAUGAAGAGAAAUAUGGUUCAAAGUAUCGUAAAACUAGACCAUUUAUUCAACAAUUUGAUUAUGAGUAUUAUACCCCUUAUGUUCUUCCUGAUAAAAUCACAUAUCUUCGUUUACUUCAACCAAAUUAA